Molecule: messenger RNA, 357 nt
Organism: Striga asiatica
Lineage: Eukaryota; Viridiplantae; Streptophyta; Magnoliopsida; Lamiales; Orobanchaceae
Source: the annotation of a GenBank genome assembly
AUGGACUCUCAUACUCCAUGCCAUCAAGAGGACUCCCUUCUUCAAAUCAGAGAUUGGUUGAUACAAGGAGUGGCUCAGAAUUGGCACAGAGUGGAAAUCUUUAUAAGGGAUGAGAAUUUGCGAAACCAACUGGCAAACAAAUGUCCCUUUCCUUCGGACAUGGCAGUGAUAGCAGAGGACAUCCAUUCACUUUCCAGGGAUUCCAUGAUGUGCAGUUCGUGGCAGAUGCAUAGAUUUGUUGGGUCUAGUGGAGUCUUUGCUGUAGGCCAUGUUCAACUCUCUGUUGCCACCCCUUCAACAAAAACGAAGGAGGCCCCGCCCUCCGCCGACCAGCAUCCCCAGUUGAUCAUCAACUAG